AUGUCUGUCACGCUACAUACCAAUUUUGGGGAUCUCAAGAUCGAGGUUUUCUGCGAAAGCGUGCCAAAAACAGCAGAGAACUUCCUGGCGCUGUGCGCUUCUGGUUACUAUGACCUCUCACCCUUCCACCGUCUGAUACCCAACUUCAUGGUGCAGACCGGAGGUCCUGCCAACCCAACGCCAGACAACCCCAAGGGCGGCCAAUCCAUCUGGGGAGGCACGUUCGAGGAUGAGAUCCGGCCAGCCUUGAAGCACAACGCUCGCGGCACGGUUUCCAUGGCCAACAAGGGACCUGGAACCAACGGCUCCCAGUUCUUCCUGACUUUCGACAAGGCACCCCAUUUGGAUGGCCUGAACACGGUCUUUGGAAAGAUCCUUGGCGACGACAGCCUCACCACGUUAGCCAAGCUGGAGGCGAUAGAGGUGGACAAGAAGAACCGCCCGAAGGAGAAGGCUUUCAUUGAGAAAGUGACGAUCCACGCAAAUCCCGUCGCCACGUAG
Molecule: messenger RNA, 501 nt
Organism: Neoarthrinium moseri
Lineage: Eukaryota; Fungi; Ascomycota; Sordariomycetes; Amphisphaeriales; Apiosporaceae
Exons: 2
Coding region: 1-501 (166 amino acids)
Biological process (GO): protein peptidyl-prolyl isomerization; protein folding
Cellular component (GO): catalytic step 2 spliceosome
Molecular function (GO): peptidyl-prolyl cis-trans isomerase activity
Source: RefSeq, a predicted model, not a curated record